Molecule: messenger RNA, 864 nt
Organism: Pistacia vera
Lineage: Eukaryota; Viridiplantae; Streptophyta; Magnoliopsida; Sapindales; Anacardiaceae
Product: 2-alkenal reductase (NADP(+)-dependent)-like
Exons: 6
Coding region: 43-864 (273 amino acids)
Molecular function (GO): 2-alkenal reductase [NAD(P)H] activity
Source: RefSeq, a predicted model, not a curated record
AUUUGACUUGUGGAAAAUUAAAGCAAAGCAAAACAAGCAGUAAUGGCAAGUGGUAGUGAAGUGAUAAGCAACAAGCAAGUGAUAUUGAAGCACUUUGCCAAUGGAGCUCCGAAAGAAUCAGACAUGGUGGUGAAAACAAGUUCCAUAUCAUUGAAAGUAGAACCAGGUUCAAAUGCUGUUGUUAUCAAAAAUCUUUACUUGUCUUGUGAUCCUAUGAUGGGGAACCGCAGGAAGAAUUUGGGAAUUCCUGGUUUAACUUACACAGUUGAAUCGCCAUUGGAAGGGUUUGGAGUGGCCAAAGUUGUGGCUUCAGGGCAUCCAGAAUUUAAGAAAGGGGACUUGGUUUGGGGUGCUGUUGGAUGGGAAGAAUACAGUCUCAUUAAGAACACUCAAAGCCUCUUCAAAAUCCAUCACACUGAUGUUCCCUUGUCCUAUUAUAUUGGAAUUCUUGGCAUGCCUGGUAUUACUGCUUGGGCUGGUUUCUAUGAAUUAGCUGCUCCUAAGAAAGGAGAAAAUGUAUACAUUUCAGCAGUAUCAGGCGCUGUUGGUCAACUGGUUGGGCAAUUUGCCAAGUUAAUGGGCUGCUACGUAGUUGGAAGUGCUGGAAGCAAAGAAAAGGUUGAAAUUUUGAAGAACAAUUUCGGAUUCGAUGAUGCUUUCAACUACAAAGAGGAGCAAGACUUGGAUGCAGCUUUGAAAAGGUGCUUUCCUGAGGGCGUUGACAUUUACUUCGAAAACGUAGGAGGAAAAAUGCUAGAUGCGGUGCUUCUAAAUAUGAGAUUGCAUGGUCGAAUUACGGCGUGCGGAAUGAUCUCACAAUACAAUCUUAGCCAGCCUGAAGGUUUGUUAGAAUCUAUUUAUUAG